Messenger RNA from Brassica oleracea var. oleracea, 1232 nucleotides. Its product is annotated as 3-oxoacyl-[acyl-carrier-protein] reductase 4. The record is from RefSeq and is a predicted model, not a curated record. The transcript has 11 exons. Gene Ontology annotation, molecular function: NAD binding; 3-oxoacyl-[acyl-carrier-protein] reductase (NADPH) activity. Lineage: Eukaryota; Viridiplantae; Streptophyta; Magnoliopsida; Brassicales; Brassicaceae. The coding region runs from base 111 to 1091 and encodes 326 amino acids. Gene Ontology annotation, biological process: fatty acid biosynthetic process.
AAUACAAAAAGUCAAGACUUUUACUUACUUUCGUCGGAAUCGAUCUUUUCGGACGGAGUUUUCCAUCUCCUCAACUCUCACAGUUAAACAACUGUGUCUCUCUGUGUUCGAUGGCCACCACCGUCGCAGCAACAAAAUUCACCUCCUUGAAAGCCACCGCUGGGAAGCUCGGUUACCGUGAGAUCUGCCAGGUCCGUCAAUGGUCUCCGCUUCAGUCUGCGAUGCCUCAUUUCGGUAUGCUGCGAUGUAGACAGCCAUUUGCAACCUCCACUGUUGUGAACGCUCAAGCUCAAGCUCAAGCCACGGGUGUUGAGCAAACAACGACAGAAGAAGAAGAAGCUGUUCCAAAAGUGGAAUCUCCAGUUGUGGUUGUGACUGGUGCCUCUCGAGGCAUUGGUAAAGCUAUUGCUCUUUCCUUGGGCAAAGCUGGCUGUAAGGUCUUGGUGAAUUAUGCUAGGUCUGCAAAGGAGGCUGAAGAAGUUUCCAAACAGAUUGAAGAAUAUGGUGGCCAGGCUAUUACUUUUGGAGGUGAUGUCUCGAAAGAGGCUGAUGUGGAUGCCAUGAUGAAAACCGCUGUUGAUAAAUGGGGAACCAUUGACGUCGUGGUUAACAAUGCAGGAAUUACCAGGGAUACCUUGUUGAUUCGAAUGAAGAAAUCUCAAUGGGAUGAAGUGAUGGAUUUGAAUCUCACUGGAGUGUUUCUCUGUACCCAGGCAGCAACAAAGAUCAUGAUGAAGAAGAGAAAGGGAAGGAUCAUCAACAUAGCAUCAGUUGUUGGUCUCAUUGGUAACAUUGGGCAAGCAAACUACGCUGCAGCUAAAGCUGGAGUUAUUGGGUUUUCCAAGACUGCCGCCAGAGAGGGUGCUAGCAGGAAUAUAAAUGUGAACGUGGUUUGCCCUGGAUUCAUUGCAUCUGACAUGACUGCCAAGCUUGGAGAAGACAUGGAAAAGAAAAUCUUGGGAACAAUCCCAUUAGGACGAUAUGGACAACCAGAAGAUGUGGCUGGCUUGGUCGAAUUCUUGGCUCUCAGUCCGGCAGCCAGUUACAUAACUGGACAGACAUUCACCAUCGAUGGAGGUAUUGCCAUCUAGGCCUUUAAGCAAAAAAAAGUUAAAAUUGGUAAAACAGACAAAGUUGAGUUGUUUCUGGCACUUGGUCGGAUUUCUGUUUUGCGGUUUCUGUUUGGAGAGAGAGAUCUAUAACUCAUUUGCUUAAACUCCGUUACAUAAUAA